AUGCGCGAAUACAAGCAACUGAAACGCGCCUCCGCGAAGCUGCAACAGCAGCCGUCCGGUGACGACCGGGAACGGCUUCAACGGUUGAUCGACGAGGAGAAACGGAAACUGGCCGAGUUCCAGCGACGCCCUCGACAGCAGAACGAACGGUGCGCCGCGACGCCGAGCGGAACGUACGAGAUCCCGUCGGACUCGCCGACUAGAUGCCCGACGCCGUCGCCGGCCCGAAACCGGGAAUCGGCCUGCGCCUCCACGUCGACGCAGCCCCGCCAGCGACGCAAAUUGAGCUACCAGCCGCCGUCGCCCGACACCGACACCGAAGACGAAUGUCCCGCGCAGCCCCAGAGACGACGGUUACUAGUGGUACCACCGUCGCCGAGCGACAGCAGCGACGACGCUAACGAAUGCGGUUGCUAA
Messenger RNA from Macrosiphum euphorbiae (potato aphid), 417 nucleotides. Lineage: Eukaryota; Metazoa; Arthropoda; Insecta; Hemiptera; Aphididae. The record is from the annotation of a GenBank genome assembly.